This is a messenger RNA of Volvox carteri f. nagariensis, 540 nucleotides long. RefSeq lists its product as uncharacterized. The transcript has 3 exons. The coding region runs from base 1 to 375 and encodes 124 amino acids. The record is from RefSeq and is a predicted model, not a curated record. NCBI's taxonomy places the organism in Eukaryota, Viridiplantae, Chlorophyta, Chlorophyceae, Chlamydomonadales, Volvocaceae.
AUGGCCGCGAUCGAUGUCACACUGGAGGAGAUUGUGGACGAUGGAGAUGCCCGGGACCAGCGGACACGCAGUCCCAACGACGCGCCUGAAAUGGCGGCUCUCACGAGGUGCCUCCACGAGGCGCUGGAUGGGGACGACGAACGGGUGGAUGCUGUGCGCCAGUUUGAAAAAGAUCUCGGUGUGCACUCCGUUGUUGCGGCAUGGAACUUGUUCCGAGGUGUUUGGUUCCAUGGGCAGAAUACCAUGGGCAACUUCGUGGGCCAUGCCCCGCCCAACGGAGAGCUCGAUGGGUUAAGGCACAGAACACAUGUGGAGCACACAUUCUUCUCGACAGACAUCUGCAUUUUCAUUUGUUUUUAUUGUAGCUCGUGGUAGUGAGUUUAGCGGUGUAUCGGAGAUUUGCAAUUGUUUCCAACCGAACCUAUUCAUGCAUACGAGUAUUGUGGGAUAAAUUGGACAAACUGCCGAUGAAGUGUGGUAGGAAAACAGUGGGGCCUCGGCGACUGACUUGACUGGGUAUUGAUUAAGUGCUCGUCCUGU